AUGGGUAAAAGACCAAUCGGUUCGGAUCCUCAGACCAAUUUCAAGAGAUCAGAAACUUUAACGGAAGCCAUCAAGAAUGAAUACACUAAUUACUGUCCCUCGACCAAAAUCGAGACCAUAGACGUUCUCGAGCUUCCGGAUACCCCUGAAAGAAUCGAAAGAUUUCUGAAAGACUAUGUGAUCGCGAGAAAACCUUGCAAAAUCAAUGGGGUUAUAGGGGGAGAACUGUUCUCGAAAAAAUUGCACCCACAGCAUAUAACGUCCAUUUUUCCGAAAGAACAAAUUCUACAGGUCGAACGUAAAGUUGAUGGUGGUUUUGGAAGUGGCGAGAAACGACUCCAUAUGUCCUUUGGUGACUUUAUGUCGCGCUUGAAAAUGGGUGAAAGCGACCUAUACUUGACCACGCAAUACAGAGGUGAUAGUACGGGUACAAAUGGGGCUUUAGCAGCCGCAGAGGAAAAGGAGCAAGAAGAAGAAGAAGAAGAAGAAGAAGGAGAAGGAGAAGAAGAAGAAGAGGAAGAGGGAGAAGAAGGCUGUCACGCUUUUGCCGAUGGGUCGCUUUCGGAUGCAGGCUCAUUUAUCGCUGGCGAUUUAAGAGAUGAUUUUGAUGACCUCAAAUCUCAGGAAGAGGAAGUUGUUGCAAACCUAAAGUCCGGACCUCUAACAUGGCCAGAAGCCGAAGAACGGAUAAAAGAGCUAUACCAGCCUCCGAUGGACAGCUUGAUUGGCACUUUGUCGGAAAGUCCAGAAUUUCUGAGUGCUCUUAUACCGCAACAAAUCAACCUUUGGAUAGGAGCAACAUCGCAAACAAACACCAAGGCUCAGGAUGAGUUCCUGUCGAAUUACGAUGCUCAACUACCCCGUCUUGGCCUGGGAAGAUUUGUGCCCGGCGGUGGAUCUUCGUCAGGAUUACACCACGACCAUGCCGACAACCUUUACGUACCUGUCAGCGGGCACAAAAGGUUCACGUUAUUUUCCCCCAAGGACGCACACAAGAUGUAUACCGUUGGUACUAUACGAAAAGUUUACGCAUCGGGUGUCAUAGACUACGCGAGAUGCGAGAAUUCGCCUUUGUGGCGAAAUCUGCGCGACGAUGGAGCGAUUUUGGGCGAAGUGGCUCACCAGCAACUGAGUCACAACAAAAAUUUGACUACGGAGGAACAGAAAAAAUGGACAGAUAUCAUCAAGCAGGACGAAGAUUUUGUUGACCAGGAUUCAGACGUCAAACUUGAUCCCCCGUCCUUUUCGACAGUAAUCCCCACAGUGGUGCAUUUGGAUAAAAUUCAAGAUUCCAGUUUACGACAGAAGAUCCAAAACAAAGCUCUUGAAAAAUGGCCACUUUUUUUCGAGGCCAACCGCAUUGUAGUCGAUUUGAAACCUGGAGAAAUGCUAUAUCUGCCUGCAGGGUGGUUUCAUGAGGUUACUUCAUUUGGAUCCCUUGAUGCCAAAGAUUUGAAGGACCAAAUCCACAUUGCGGCUAACUACUGGUUUAUUCCACCCAAUGGUGUGGACCUGGUCAACUUAUAUUCACACGAAGACAACUACUGGCACACGGACUUUGAGCGGACCCGUGCCGCUCUCGAUAUUGCAAGACAAGAAGUGAGUAAAGCUGGAGAUGACUAG
Messenger RNA from Lachancea sp. 'fantastica', 1623 nucleotides. Lineage: Eukaryota; Fungi; Ascomycota; Saccharomycetes; Saccharomycetales; Saccharomycetaceae. The record is from the annotation of a GenBank genome assembly.